AUGGCUGAUGUACAGCACGUGGUGCAGAGCUGCCUUGCUGUGCUGGACAGGUACCACAGCACGGCGUUCGCGCGCUGGCUCCGCUGCCACCACACGCUGUUAUGUCAGUCUGGUUUGUUAUAUCAGAAAGAGGUUAUUGCUUCUUCAGGAGCACCAAGUUGGACUUUGCAUUUAAGUCGACUUUACUUGGUUGAUACAAUAGCAGGAGAUCCAGAGGUUCUGCAAGCAGAUGCUGAAACAUACUAUGGAAAACUCUCAAAGAAGUCAUUGUCCACUCCUGAUGUUUUUCCCAUCCCUGGAGGAGGAGAGGUUAAACUUGAAGAUUCCUGUGUGUGUUUUGUCCCUCUCUUCCGAAAUAAUCCUACUUGCAAACUGUUGCUGUUAACUGAUCCAGAGGAUAAAGAGACAGUUUUGGCAGUUUAUUUGAGCCAGCGUUGGUGGCCUGUGGAAGAUGUUGUGAAGACAGCUGAUCCUGCUAGAGAUGGGCUUGUUUUGGUCCAGACAUUUGGAGAAAGGAUUGUCCUCUUUGUUCUGAACUGCAUUAUUUUUGGAAUGCUGGAAGGGAGUUCAGCUAAUGAUGCAUUCUUUCUACCUCACUCUGCCACCGAGCGUGCCAAGAUACUCUGGAGAAAUGGCGAGGCUGCUGCCUUUUACUCGGUCAAGAUGAAAGGGAGCCUGUGUGAUGGUACAACCAGUCAGUGUUACCUGCUGCCAGUUUUGGAUACUAUAUUUGUCCAGAGAAAGUACAGAAGAGAUGGCCUAGGGAUGAAAAUGUUGCAUGAUUUCUGUCAGUCUUUCCUGGCUGAGGAUGCCUUGGGGAUCAGCUGCCCUAUUUCUGCUGCCAUGUAUCAAGUAUGCCAGAAGUUCCUGCAGGCUCAUCCUGAGGAGCAGAAGCGACUGUGGGAAGUGGAAGCACCAGGAGAUUGGAGCCAGCGAGUGAAUAUCUGGUUAAAAAUUCAGAUGGAGUCAUCCCCUUCAGGAAAGGCUGAAGUGGGCUCUUGUAUGGAGAAAGCUCCAACCAGUAAACCCAGACAAUUGGAUAUGGACCAGAUGAAUAAGGGUGUUGACUGCUUUCCUGGGGUUGGGCAAGUGGCAGGAAAUGCCACAGAGAAAAAAGAUGACACAACAGCAGCAGGGACUCUAAACUCACAAGAUCCUGAAGAGGAGGACUCGGAACCAGGUGCAGGUGAUGCUCAGCAGCAUAAAGGACUCAGGAAAAGAGCAGGUCCUAGGGACUUAGUUGUAGACAAGGCCACCAAACAAUUUAAAACUACAACAUAA
Messenger RNA from Cinclus cinclus, 1281 nucleotides. RefSeq names its product protein FAM169B-like. The transcript has 10 exons. Lineage: Eukaryota; Metazoa; Chordata; Aves; Passeriformes; Cinclidae. The record is from RefSeq and is a predicted model, not a curated record. Bases 1 to 1281 code for a protein of 426 amino acids.